Messenger RNA from Anarrhichthys ocellatus (wolf-eel), 1304 nucleotides. RefSeq names its product FKBP prolyl isomerase 1Aa (gene fkbp1aa). Gene Ontology annotation, molecular function: peptidyl-prolyl cis-trans isomerase activity. The record is from RefSeq and is a predicted model, not a curated record. The transcript has 5 exons. The coding region runs from base 76 to 405 and encodes 109 amino acids. Gene Ontology annotation, biological process: protein peptidyl-prolyl isomerization. Gene Ontology annotation, cellular component: cytoplasm; sarcoplasmic reticulum membrane. NCBI's taxonomy places the organism in Eukaryota, Metazoa, Chordata, Actinopteri, Perciformes, Anarhichadidae.
AACAGGACGCCCCCUGUCUCCUGCUUCCGCUCGUACUGUAGGGUGGUCAAGAGGAAGGAUACCCGAAGAGCCAAGAUGGGAGUAGACAUUGAGACCAUAACUCCGGGCGAUGGACGGACAUUUCCGAAGAAGGGGCAGCGUGUCGUGGUGCACUAUGUCGGCACACUGGCAGACGGGAAAGUGUUUGAUUCUUCGCGGUCCCGGGGGAAGCCGUUCAAAUUCAAGAUUGGACACCAGGAGGUUAUUCGUGGUUGGGAAGAAGGAGUAGCGCAGAUGAGUGUAGGUCAGCGUGCAAAGCUGAUUUGCUCACCAGACUUUGCCUACGGCAGCAAAGGGCACCCAGGGAUCAUCCCACCAAACGCCACUCUCACCUUCGACGUGGAGCUCAUCAGUCUGGAAGCCUGAAACUUGUGCACUCACUUUGUUAAAUUCCACUCAAAUUUUCAGGGUCGACUCCUAUCUUGGGAAGAUGGAGGAAAAAUGAUAACUGAUGAUUCCUGCUCUUGAACCCUGCAUAGGACCUAUGUCUAUAUCUUCACUAGUUCACUCUCCUUUCAUUUAGAUACAAUUUGUGUUUCGUCACUUGCUUUAAAACUUUAUCCUCUGUGCUAUUCUUUAGGUUCCGUACUGUAAUAAGUCAUAGGCCAUCUCAUCCCAUGUUUUAUUUUGUCAUAUUCUGCUAUGUAUUUUUUUUUGGUGAUGUUUUGUUUUUUAUUUCUCCUAAAACAUUUUUACAAAUUGUGUCUGCCAUCAGGACCAGGUUUUAGAUAAGUGUCAUAAGUAUUGAAUCAAUCUCAUUCCUGUGGCUCUGUGGCCUUUACACUAAAAUCGUAUUGAUUGCGGGUAAUUAAUUGUCUUGGAUAAGAAUAAAUAGUUUGACACAAUGCUAUUUCUAUGAAUUACCUUUUGUGAUACUUGUUAUUGGGUUAAAUUUAAAGUGUGGAAUACAUUGUAACCAGGGAUUCAUGAAUCAAGCACAUUACAGCCAUGAGCAGCCUACAGGUCUCUGCAGAGGGAGGAGCGUCUUUGUCUGCAGCAUCAAUUCUUAAUUUAUAAGAGUGAAAUGACUAUUGCUGAAACACUCAACUGGACGUCUUUGGGCUUGUGGACUGCAAAACAUCUGGGGAAACAUUUUAUUUUGCCAAAACAAUCUUUGGUAAAAGGUUUCUAAACUUGCAUGGUAAGUUCCACAGUUGUACAUCUUGGGGUUUGUGAUUCUUUGUUUGAAGGAGUUGUGUAAGCUGUGGAUGUUGUAAAAGAUCUGUUCCGUACUCUAAAAACAUUAAAAGAGUAAUUUUAACAAA